AGUAUAUUGGAUAAUUAGUAAUAAAAAUAGAAAGUGUCCAGCGUUUACCUAUUAAGGGAAGGGUUUCUUUCCUUUCUUGAUACCAAACCAGCAUUUCCAAUCAAGUAAUCGAGAUAGUGCUCCAACUAGCUAAUAGAGUGAAAUAUAUCAACAAAUUAAAAUCGAACCCCACCAAUCCAAAGCUAUCAUACCCUUGCAUGUUCACGAGCUUCCUUUUGAUUGGUUUGUGCAGCUGCUAAUUAUUAAAAUGACGAGAACGAGGAUAAAGAUAAAGAAAAUCGACAACAUAACGGCGAGGCAGGUAACAUUUUCUAAGAGGAGGCGAGGGCUAUUCAAGAAAGCUGAAGAGCUUUCUGUGCUAUGCGAUGCUGAGGUUGGUCUCAUUGUUUUCUCAUCUACCGGGAAGCUCUUUGAUUAUAGCAGCUCCAGUAUGAAUGACAUAGUUACAAAGUACAGUACGCAUUCCCAUGGCAUCAACAAAUUGGAUAAGCCAUCACUAGAACUGCAGCUAGAAGCUAGCAAUAGCGCCAAAUUGAGUAAGGAAAUUGCAGAUAGAACCCAAGAAUUAAGUUGGUUGAAAGGCGACGAUCUUCAAGGACUAGGUCUAAAUGAGUUGCAGCAACUGGAGAAAACACUUGAAAUAGGACUCGAUCGCGUGACUGACAUAAAGGAAAAUCAGAUAAUGAGCCAGAUUUCUGAACUUCAGAAAAAGGGAAUCCUGUUAGAAGAGGAGAACAAGCAUUUAACGAAAAAGCUAGCGGAGAAGGAGAAGGAGGCUAUGCUGUGUAAGGCAAAAAUUCCUUUCAUGGUGGACUCAGAUAAGGGAAUAAUGCAGGAAGAAGGUGUCUCGUUAGAUUCUACAAAUAACAUUAGCAGUUGCAUCAGUGAUCCUCCUCUCGAGGAUGGUUCCUCGGACAUAUCUCUUACGUUAGGGCUACCCUUCUCUAACUGAAGAGGUAACAUGGUGAAAGAGUCUUGCCCCGUUUUGAGCGUUAUUAAGAUUUUUUUUCUUAAAACUGUACCAAUAUUUUUUUUAAUUAAGAAAAAAACUGCACCACUAUAUAUAUGUUUUUGUUGGAUUUGUUUAUAAGUGAGAAGUGUAUUAAAAAGUAAAAUGUAUGAUUGUUAGCUAAACCAAUGAAAUAUAUUUUAUAUAC
Molecule: messenger RNA, 1157 nt
Organism: Glycine soja
Lineage: Eukaryota; Viridiplantae; Streptophyta; Magnoliopsida; Fabales; Fabaceae
Product: MADS-box protein AGL24-like
Exons: 10
Coding region: 248-952 (234 amino acids)
Biological process (GO): positive regulation of transcription by RNA polymerase II
Cellular component (GO): nucleus
Molecular function (GO): DNA-binding transcription factor activity, RNA polymerase II-specific; RNA polymerase II cis-regulatory region sequence-specific DNA binding; protein dimerization activity
Source: RefSeq, a predicted model, not a curated record